Stomoxys calcitrans (stable fly) is the source of this 1036-nucleotide messenger RNA. Its product is annotated as microfibril-associated glycoprotein 4. The record is from RefSeq and is a predicted model, not a curated record. NCBI's taxonomy places the organism in Eukaryota, Metazoa, Arthropoda, Insecta, Diptera, Muscidae. The transcript is spliced from 6 exons. The coding region runs from base 39 to 956 and encodes 305 amino acids.
UAAUGAGCUGUUGUUGAAAUCAUUUGCUGUGUGAAAUCAUGCCGCAAGGAAUUUUUUUUAUUUCUUUCUUCAUUUUAAUGAAUUUUGUUUGCAGCAGUUUUGCAAAUUAUGAGAAAUCUGAUACAUUUGUACAAUUCGAAAAUAUGAUGAUGCAGCACCAGUUACUAGCAGAGAUGAACGAAAUGAAAACCCUUUUAAGAGAAUUGAAUCACAGAUUCGAAGAAAAUGAAUCUCGAGUAGAAUCGCCAUUGACAGAAUCACCCAUAUUUGAUAUACGAUAUGAUGUUAUCCCAGAAAAAUGCGCAACCAACUACACCCCCAUUAACUGCCAUGAAGCCACGGCUUGCACCAAACGUAAUGGGAUUUACAAAAUUCAAAUCGAUUCCUAUAGCUAUGAUCCCUUUUUGGUGGAAUGCGAUGCCAAAACAGAAAAUGGUGGCUGGAUUGUCAUACAAAAACGUCAAGAUGGCUCGGAGGAUUUCUAUCGUGAUUGGAAGGACUAUAAAAAUGGUUUUGGUAGUCUGCCGGGAGAAUUUUGGAUUGGCUUGGAUAAAUUGUUUGCCCUCACCCACUACUUGGGAUCGCAGGAGCUAUUGAUUGUUAUGGAAGAUGAGGGUGUCAAUAGAUAUGCCCGCUAUAGCAAUUUUAUCAUUGGCAAUGAAAGUGAUUAUUAUUCGCUAAAAAGUUUGGGAAAAUAUACAGGAAAUGCUGGUGACUCAUUGUCACAUCAUUUGGGAAUGAAAUUCACCACCAAAGAUCGUGAUAACGAUGAGGAUGCAAACAAUUGUGCAGAGACGUUUAAGGGAGCUUGGUGGCAUAGAAAAUGCCAUGUCAGCAACCUUAAUGGCAAAUAUGGUGAUCAUGCCUUUGGCAGGGGUGUCAAUUGGCAUACUUUUAAAAACUAUACACGUUCCAUACAAUAUGUAAAGAUGAUGAUAAGACGCCGAAGGGAAUAAGUGAAACUGGAAAUGAAAUACGAGUAUGAAAUAUUUGGUUUUAUGUAUUCGAAUGGUAAUAAAAUUAUUUUAAAAUUCAA